Messenger RNA from Neurospora hispaniola, 1482 nucleotides. RefSeq lists its product as uncharacterized. The record is from RefSeq and is a predicted model, not a curated record. The coding region runs from base 121 to 1482 and encodes 453 amino acids. NCBI's taxonomy places the organism in Eukaryota, Fungi, Ascomycota, Sordariomycetes, Sordariales, Sordariaceae. The transcript is spliced from 3 exons.
CACCCACCAAAAGCCAAGCCCUAACACAAUUCCUCUCACACUCCAAUUUUCUCAGCAUUGAGUCCAUCCAGCCCAAGGUCAGCAACCAAACCCAACCUCGAGGCCACAAAUCAUCUCACAAUGUCCGCACAAUCCCCCAAGCGCCCCAAGCAGCCAAUGCAGCCCGACCAGGCCCCAGCCUCACAAACCCACGCUGACCAAGGCCCCGCCAAACGCAAGGCAAUGGAACAACCUCAAGACGACCGGCGCCCAGCACGACCCGGUACUCUUCCCUUCCUGUGGAACCUACCUACCAUACCUUCUCUCCCCAUUUUCAACGCCGACUCGACUCCCGUCAUGUCUGAUGACGAGUAUGAACACGAACUUGAGCUCGAGAACGACGAGAUGAUAGAUGAACUUCAGGAGGUCGAGGAGCAGCUGCAUGAGGCAAAGAAGAAGAUUGCCGCCCUUGAGAAACGUUUGAGGACCUACCAAGUCAUUGUUCUCCCGAUGGACUACCAAAUUAAUACAGAAACUGCCGAGGAGUCUGGAAACGAAAAGAGUACAGCUGAGCGUGAGGCGGAGGCUCUCAAGGCCAUGUACGAAGAAAAGGAAGAGGACAACCACAAGAAUGAUGACGAGGACAAGAUUGACAUCUUCCGUGCGGUCUUUAAGGAUAUCGAAUGGGCAGUGGAGGAACAUCACAGACUCGUGCAUCAAGCCCUGGAGGAAAUUGAGAGCGGGCGCACUGGACCGGCGGGCAGAUCUGCUGGCUACAAGCCAGGGCAACUUCACCUGUAUAUAUUGGACAAGUCUCAAUUCACCCUUGGCGUCGAUGUUAGUGGGCUGAAGGACCUCUUUGAAGAGAUUGUGGAGGAGAAACGCGAGUGUGGGGAUCCCCAUGACACGGUCCUUUACCAAUUCCAGCUUGCGAAAACCCAAGCUCCAUCAACACCUUUCUCAGUUGAUCCUCGGCUGGUUGAUGACGCCUACAAGUUCCAGAACCUGAGUGUUGAACUUGAUCAGACCAAGGAGAAGUUGCGCGAGGCGGAGAAUAGGAUUGCUGAGCUAGCGAUCGACAACCAAACCAUACAGGAAGAUCUAAAAAACGUCAGAGAGCUUCUCGGCGUUGACAGGGAUGACGAAAGUUCUGCCAAGAUGCAGCUGAGGGUUUACGAGGACUCAGUGAAGUGCCUCGAGGCUACUUUGAGAGGCAUGGAUUCUGCUUUGCGAGACAUGGGCACGGCCUUGAACGGAUCCAUUCCCAGAUCAAAGAUCGCGAACUACAGAUCCAUCCUCGACAAGAUUCACCAAUGCCACAUGGAGAACACACUUGCUGUCAGUUCUAUUCUCACUUAUGACAGAGAGAGGCGCAACAAUCCUAGAAUCAACGAGCAGGUUAACAAACUGAAUGAAGCGACUUGUGAUAUCACUUCCCACUUCAACGCCCUGUAUGACGCUCUUGAGUCCGAUCUUGCGGAGAGCAGUAUCUCCAGCGUCUAG